This is a messenger RNA of Styela clava, 1416 nucleotides long. The record is from RefSeq and is a predicted model, not a curated record. NCBI's taxonomy places the organism in Eukaryota, Metazoa, Chordata, Ascidiacea, Stolidobranchia, Styelidae.
AUGGUAAUACACACUGUUGAAGACGAGCAGGAAUGUGAUGAUAUACCUGAUCUCCAUCAGACGACAAGCGAGAUCACAUUCGUAAAAAAUGUUUUUAUUAGUAAAGAGGAAGCCUUGCCAAUCCUAAGAUCUCUCAACGAAAUGCAAACUGAGGUUUUUUACGCGAUUCGACAAUGGUGUGUAAAAAAAGCAAAUGGAAAAAAUCCAGAUUCAUUUCAUCUUUUUAUAUCUGGCGGAGCUGGAACCGGGAAAUCACAUUUAGUGAAAGCAAUUUAUUACGAGACAUCCAAGGUGCUCGCCAACAGAGCAGAAGUCAUUUCUCAAAUUCGAGUAUUACUGACCGCUUCCACUGGCGUUGCAGCAUACAAUAUCAAAGCCACAACAAUACACAGUACAUUUAGCAUCCCAGUACAAGCGACAAUUCCAUAUAGACCACUUGCAGAAGAAAAACUCAACACCUUGAAAUGCAGGUAUGAAAAUUUGGAAUUAUUGAUCAUUGGUGAGAUAUCAAUGGUCGAUUACAAAUUAUUAUCAUAUAUUCACGGAAGAUUACGCCAAAUAAAAAGCGCAAGCGAUGAGUUUCCAUUUGGCAAAGUAAGCAUAAUUGCAGUAGGGGAUUUCUAUCAACUUCCUCCGGUUAAAGCAUCCCCGUUGUUCAAGCCAAAUCCGUUGGGCGAUCUAUGGAAUGGGUAUUUUAAGCUAGUAGAGCUUAACGAAAUUAUGAGGCAAAAGGGCGAUAAAAAAUUUGCAGAAAUGCUUAAUCGUAUACGCACAAAGAAAAAAGGCGAGAUAAUGAACGCAUGUGAUAUUUCGAUGCUCUCUCAGCGUGAAACUGGUGAAACAAAAUCAGAUAUCAUCCACAUUUACCCAACAAACGCUCAAGUAAAUGAAUUUAACUUGAAACGUCUUCUUUCUCUUGAUAAGGAAAUAGUAGAAAUAGCUGCUGAUGUUUUAACUCCCACGGUGAUGUUGCUACGCAACAUUGAUGCAACCGAUGGACUUGUUAACGGUGUAAUUGGUACCAUUGUGAGCAUUCACCGCGCAGAAAGUACAAUUGAAGUAGAUGUCAUCCAUGUCCGAUUUGACGACCAUCGUGUUGGCGCCGCAUUGAGAAUGAGAUCAAAAUGCAGAUAUGAGGACGGCGUUCCUAUCACAAAAGUCGAAGAUUCAUUUUCAGGCCGCGGCAGUUACAAACAGUUUCUCCUUAAACUGUCGUGGGGAUGCACUAUUCAUAAAAUGCAAGGUGUUACAGUGGACGCUGCUCUCGUUGACUUCAAAAAAGCCUUUAGAGCUGGUCAAAUAAGUGAAUGCUAUGAUAAAAACGAUGAUUUUUUCGGACAAUUUGAAAACAAAAAAGCAAGGGGGAGUUGGAUUUUUGCUUCGAAGCGAAUUGAAAGUGAGGGUGAUGGACAUUGA